CCCUUAGCACACGGGUUUGUUUAUAACCACGUCACCAGGAAGUACAUCCUGAACUAUCCCAAUUCAAAAUGCAGAGACAGGACUCCCAGGACGCGCCUCUGUUCGGGGAGGAUUUCGACCAAAGCAGACCACGGUCGUCUAGAAUCAAACAUCCUCUGGCUUCUUUCUUCCACCUCUUCUUCCGAACGAGUGCCAUUUUGAUCUACCUGCUGUGUGACGUCAUCAGCAGUCGUUUCAUCGUCUCGAUGGUCGCCAUCAUCCUCCUGCUGUCAUGUGACUUCUGGACUGUGAAGAACGUAUCUGGCAGGUUGCUGGUCGGCCUUCGUUGGUGGAAUCAGGUGGAUAAAGAUGGAGGGAACCACUGGGUGUUUGAGUCGAGGAAGCCGAACACCACAUCCAGUGCUGAUUCACGGAUCUUCUGGCUCGGACUUAUCGUGUUCCCCAUCAUUUGGUUCAUCAUGGUGUUCAGCGCCAUCUUCUCCUUAAAGAUUAAGUGGCUGGUUAUUGUGAUAAUGGCCAUGAUAUUACAGUGGGCCAACUUGUAUGGUUACAUCAGAUGCAAGGUGGGCGGAGAGUCCAGCCUGAGAAGCAUGGCAAAGAAAUACAUUGGCGUCCAGAUUUUAAAACAGGCAAUGAAGAAAGGCGAGGGACAAUAACUUGAAGGGAACGUCGCAACCAAUGUGCAGAAGAAGACUGGAUGAACACAUUUUAUUUACUUGAUUCCAGUUUAAAAGGUGGCUGGUCCUUUCUGAGGGUAAAGGGAUUUUGUAUGUGUCGUUUCCUUUGAAAUAAUUGUUUGAAAACUUUAGGAAUAAUUCCCAAAAGUUUUCUGUAAAUUCCAAUUAAAUACAGUUUAGUUCCUUGAGCAAUUUUCAUUAAUUUAUUCUGAUAGUGCAUCAGUGCAGAGUUAAGAGAGAUUUUCAGUGAUGUCUUCUACCUGCUUUAUUUAGUGAGGAAAUCUCACUGACAUCAAGGUGUCUAUUGCAAACUGAACAAGUGACGUUAACACAAGAUACCAACAAGACAACUCACUACUGAAAACAACCAUCCAACACGCACAGAGCCAGUGACAUGUAUACUUCUGGAAACAUUAACAUGAAGGAGGGUGAUGUUACAAUGUGCAAUUUUGAAGUUUUGUCUCUGUUUGACAGCAUCUAUGAAUGUGAAAGGGAUAUUUUGGGAACACAGAUAAUUUUGUAAGUGGCUGCUAAUCAAACAUAGGAUGUGGAUAUUAUUACUGAUGUAGGUUUUCGGGAUUUGUACAAAAACUGCUCGUUUACUUAGGGCUUCUGUGUAAAUGAGACAAUAAAGUUUUUCACAUUUUAGAAAA
Molecule: messenger RNA, 1330 nt
Organism: Pleuronectes platessa (European plaice)
Lineage: Eukaryota; Metazoa; Chordata; Actinopteri; Pleuronectiformes; Pleuronectidae
Product: Golgi apparatus membrane protein TVP23 homolog B
Exons: 7
Coding region: 69-656 (195 amino acids)
Biological process (GO): vesicle-mediated transport; protein secretion
Cellular component (GO): Golgi membrane
Source: RefSeq, a predicted model, not a curated record